Messenger RNA from Suhomyces tanzawaensis NRRL Y-17324, 1816 nucleotides. RefSeq lists its product as uncharacterized. Gene Ontology annotation, cellular component: GPI-anchor transamidase complex. The transcript has a single exon. Lineage: Eukaryota; Fungi; Ascomycota; Pichiomycetes; Serinales; Debaryomycetaceae. Gene Ontology annotation, biological process: attachment of GPI anchor to protein. The record is from RefSeq and is a predicted model, not a curated record. The coding region runs from base 65 to 1621 and encodes 518 amino acids.
GCGCCAAUGUAUACCACUGAUUUGUUGUCUACAGGCCAGCUAACAUAUACAGCGCCGUUUACCAAUGACUAGCCCUGCCACCACCACGGAUAGCGCCAGGUCCAACGUCACCUUCAUCAGAAGGACCAUUGUGGCCAUCGUGUUCGUGAUGUUGGUCUCGCUAGGAUAUCCUUUGGUGAUGUCUACCACUACUGUGUACCGGGCGGAAUUACCAACACAAGAAGUCACGACGUUGGCUAACAAUUUCAAGCACGAGCUUCACUUUAGGAUCCCUGUGUUCCUCGACAUACCGAAUGGAUUGGAGCAUUUUAUCUCCAGUGCCCAAAGCUCGGUGGACGAGUACUUGUACGCAAAGCAUCCAGAGUUGAAGGGUUUCUGGGGGUUGGACCUCCAAAGGCUUCAGGGAGAAAAGAACGAGGAGGAAGACUACAUUCUUAGGUUUGAUAUCAUAGACAAAGAUGCCAACGAAGACGCCAGCGAGUCGUUUUUCAUCUCUCCAUUCAGCAGGGCUACCACGUUGGGUUUGACCACCUCCCUCAUUAAUGCCAACAAGGUUGACGAGUUCUUGCGCAUCAUUCUCCUCGACGAGAUCUUUGGCCAAGAGAUCCAACAAUUGAGCAACUUGGUGCUCGAAGCGCCCCAUCCAUCUCUGCAAACAGACGUGGUCAUACCCUAUUCUCCAAAGUACAACGUUGUUUUUACCCUUUUGACAGAAAACGGCAAAACAAUCGAGUGGGAUAUAGAAAAAGCAAUUGACUUGUUCCAACCAGCUUUCCACAAGCUUCAGCAUUUCACCAACUUUUCCAUCAAUACUCAGAUCCAAUACUACUCAAAACCAUCUACUGAGAUCGCUUUCAACGAGGAACAAAACUCGUAUAUUAUCACCCCAGAAAGUUUGUCUACAUUCAUAAAUUUUGGAGACUGGAACUUAAUCACUCAUGACAUUUUGCCCACCAUCAACUUUUUGGUGUUCUUCCCAGAAUCAAAUUACGAUGGAAUCAAGACAAUUAUCGACAAGUCUUCCACUAACUCAUUCUUGGUUCCUCAAUGGGGAGGUGUGAAGAUUUUGAAUAAAGAUAUGCCCAUCUUGAAAGACUCUACCGUUUCCAUUCAUGAGGACGAGUUAUUGCCCAUAAUGGAAAUCUUCACAUCUCAGCUCUAUCAAUUGUUAGGAGCGCCAGAGGCACCCAAAUCUCCUAAUAUCAGAGUUGACAUUUUGUCAAGAAUUGCAUUUGUGAAGAACAUUGGCAAAUCGUUAGAGACCCUCAAGUCCUUGAUCAAAUUAACCGAAUCGUUGAAUGAAAUCUCUGUCCCGGAAACAACUAAAAAUUAUGUCAAUUUAUCGCUUGAUGCAAUCAAGAAGUCAUUUGCAUACUUGAAUAAUGAGCAAAACUACGGAUUAGCAAUGUCUUUGUCUGCAGAUGCACUUAAGUUCUCAGACAAAGCAUUUUUUGAAAAGGAAAUGGUGCAACAAGCAUAUUUCCCUAGUGAGCAUAAGUUGGCUGUGUUUUUGCCAUUGCUUGGUCCCGUAGGAUCAAUAGUUUUCUUGGGGUUCUUGAAGGUGCUUCUGGAUAGAAGGAAAGAAAAGAGGGACGCGGUUAAGAGAGAGAAAACCGAAUGAUUGAUACAUCAAUUGUGCGUUUGUGGUUUAAUCAGGCCAAACAUGCUAGAAUCCUGUAUUUAAAAGUUACAUAGCAAUUCCAUUUUACAACAAUAUUCCAGUUCCGUUGCGGAUAUUCGAUUUAAUUGCUAAGUCUUUCGUGUCUACUAAACUUGAGACUUUCGGUUGUAGAUGUAGUGAUUCGGUAAUGCGAGG